AUGCGGGCGCUGGUGAAUAAGCUGCCUGUCGGCGAAGCGAGUGAUUACGGUGCGGUUAAGGAGCGAGUUCUCUUGGAACUCAAACUGUCGCCGGCUGACUACAGGAGGCUUUUUCUCAAAGCCACUAAAAUGGAGAAAGAAUCCUGGACUCAAGAUUCCUUGCCCGUCGACAUGCAGACCUAUGUUACGCUAAAUGAGACCGGAAAAUGGCUUAAACCAGCAGAGGUGGCUGCGCUGGCUGACCGUUUUGAAGAGGGAGAACGAUGCAAACAACGCAACAACUCUGCAUAUGCGAAAAACCGCGAGUCUGAAAAGAAAAGAGGGUCCAGUCCUGUCGGGAAAAAGCAUGAUAAGCAGAGUAUAUACCAGGACAUAAAUGUCAAUCAGAAUGGUACGCGCGCUGAUUUGCGGAGAGUGGAGGUGAAAUGCGGACCGAGGAUGGUGCAGGCGGUUAUCGAUUCCGGAGCGGAGAUUAGCGUAGUGCGUAAAGGGGUGGCGCCUGAAAUGAAGGGGUCGGCCGGAAGGGUGACACUGACUGGGGCGUUCGGGGACAGCGUGAGCGCCGUUUUACGCCAUAUACCGAUGACCCUUUCCACAAGCUACGUUGUGUAUGCCCCUCGAGAGGUGCCGCUCUUGUGCGCCGUCACUGAACAAUUGGUUAACGGCAUAGACAUGCUGUUGACGCCCGAUGACUACGACAGCCUAAAGUUGGCGUGCGGGAGGGUUGACUUGAAACCGAUGGUGGUGCUGGUGGUCUUCAACAAGGACCGACUCAAGAUGCUGGCCACCACCGUCGAUGGAGUCGGGCCCCACGACUUCGGCAUGGUGCUGCUGCGCUACUUCGUCCAGGAGUUCAAGGAGCGCUACAUGCUGGACGUGGCCACCAACUGGCGCGCCCUCAUGCGCCUCAUCACCGAGUGCGAGAGGCUCAAGAAGCAGAUGGGUACCAACCCGCACGACUGGCCGCUAAACAUCGAGUGCUUCAAAAACGACCGGGACGUUGCGGGCAAGAUGAAGCGGAAGACCUUUGAGACCAUGUGCACCGAUCUGCUAGCGCGAGCCGAGCGCACGAUGGCGUGGGCGCUGACGGUGGCCGGGCUGCGGCCGCCGGACGUGAAGUCGGUGAAGCUGGUUGGGAGUGGCAUCCGGGCGCUGGCGGUCAAGCAGCUCGUCCGCAAGUUGUUCCAGCGGUAG
Molecule: messenger RNA, 1194 nt
Organism: Ixodes scapularis (black-legged tick)
Lineage: Eukaryota; Metazoa; Arthropoda; Arachnida; Ixodida; Ixodidae
Product: heat shock 70 kDa protein cognate 2-like
Exons: 4
Coding region: 1-1194 (397 amino acids)
Biological process (GO): protein folding; proteolysis
Cellular component (GO): nucleus; cytosol
Molecular function (GO): ATP-dependent protein folding chaperone; aspartic-type endopeptidase activity; ATP binding
Source: RefSeq, a predicted model, not a curated record